Pseudophryne corroboree (corroboree frog) is the source of this 1878-nucleotide messenger RNA. Its product is annotated as histone H1B-like. Gene Ontology annotation, biological process: negative regulation of DNA recombination; nucleosome assembly; chromosome condensation. Lineage: Eukaryota; Metazoa; Chordata; Amphibia; Anura; Myobatrachidae. The record is from RefSeq and is a predicted model, not a curated record. The coding region runs from base 425 to 1039 and encodes 204 amino acids. The transcript has a single exon. Gene Ontology annotation, molecular function: double-stranded DNA binding; nucleosomal DNA binding; structural constituent of chromatin. Gene Ontology annotation, cellular component: nucleosome; nucleus.
CAGAGUGGACAUAAUAGCCUCACAGUAAAGGAGAGAUGUGUUACAGGCCGGGCACUUCCAUCCUGCUGUGGGUGAGCUUCCAGUCGCUAUGCCUGUCCUUCUUCUCAGCGACUAGGCCAGCAAUGGCCAUAUAGGGUUCGAAGAGACUUGGAGUACGAGUGCGGUACAGAGAGCCGGCUCGCCGCUCUCCUCAUGCCCUAGAAAAGACUCUUUUUCUGGGCUAGGGAAACACAAGGUGAGAGCAGAUUGUCCCUUACACUCAGACAGGGAAAAGUUUACACGGCUGCUCAUUCCGCCAAUGGGAGCACAGGAGGCGCCAAGCUCAACAGCCAAUCACAGCACAGCAGGCAGUGUAUAUUAGAGACAUCCGGAGCUGAGAGCGUGUUAUUUAGUAUCUGUAUUAAGUAUUUUGUUGUACGCUAACAUGGCAGAAACUGCACCAGACUCCUCCGCUGUCCCUAUAUCAGAGGGCGCAGCCAAAAAGAAGAGGCAGCCGAAGAAAGCUGCAGGGGGAGCCAAGAAAAGCUCCAAAUCUUCCGGACCCAGCGUCUCCGAGCUGAUUGUAAAAGCCGUGGCCGCUUCCAAGGAGCGCAGUGGAGUUUCUCUUGCCGCCCUGAAGAAGGCUCUGGCUGCCGGAGGCUACGAUGUGGAGAGGAACAACAGCCGCAUUAAAGUGGGGGUGAAAGGAUUGGUGACCAAAGGAACUCUCACCCAGGUGAAAGGCACCGGCGCUUCCGGCUCCUUCAAGCUUAAUAAGCAGGUGGAAAGCAAGAAACCCGCCCUGAAGCCCAAGAAACCAGCGGCAAAGAAAGUGGCUAAAUCUCCGAAGAAGCCCAAGAAAGCUCCGCGUGCAGCUAAGAGCCCCAAGAAGGUGAAGAAACCCGCUAAAGCGGCUGCUGCCAAAAGCCCAAAGAAGCCUAAAGCCGUGAAGUCUAAGAAGGCGGCCAAGAGUCCGGCCAAGAAGGCAGCGAAGCCCAAAGCCGCCAAAAGCCCGGCCAAGAAGGCAGCUAAGCCCAAGAAAGCUGCGGCCAAGAAGUGAUAAAAGAGCCGCCGCAGCCUCGCUUCCUUGUUAUUCCCACCCAAAGGCUCUUUUCAGAGCCACCCACCCUGUCCAGGCAGAGCUGUAGGCGCACGACGUCACCUGUAGAGUGAAUAAUAGUCGCCAGAUUUGAAUGAUUUAUUGUCUCAGAGAGAAUAACAAUGGUGGCGGUAUUAUAGGGCAGAUACAGUAUCUCAGCGCAUGAAGGUCGUUAUACCCAUCAUGCAAUUUGUUUCAUGUAAGUUCCUAAGGUCUCCAUUGAAUUGUCUCAGACAGGCAGUGGUCUAAUCAGUAGACUAAACUAGAAUUCGCAUAGACAUUAUUCAUGCCAGCAGCAGAGAGCUAUUAUUCCUACGAUCAGACGCUGCUAGUACUGGACGGGUUAUUUCUAUGCGUGGCAGCUGUAUAAUGAGUACAGGAGGUAGAUGUAUUGCAGCGCUGCUCAGUAUGACAGUGUUCAGCGCUAAUCACACGCUACAUAAGCAAUGUGUCUGCUGAGCCGUGGUAGAGAGAGCAGGAGAAAGAUCGUGUUACCCAAGAUACGCCAGUCACCCGCGCUUAUCUACACUACACAAGCUCGCCUCACACAGCGGCAGCUGAUAUCUCGUUUCCUCUGCCACACAGUCACAAAGCAGGUCCUGUUCAGACCAUCUAAUUAGGCUUUAUGUUCCCAGAGUACAAAGGGAAGGAAUCUUAUUUACCUCACGUCUAAAUAUACAAUUAUGGUAAAGGAAGAACGAUACAUAGAAGCAUUUCUUGAUAAGUAGUGACAUUUCAUCUCUCUAAAAUGAUAAAUAGCGUGUUUCUCGGUGGAUACAUUGUAAUGAAACCUACACUGC